AUGCGUUCUGAGGCCGACGGCGCCUCCGCCGUAAUGAUCUGUUGCACCUGUUGCCGUCCCCCCAUUUGUGCUCCCUCCGUUGCUCCACGCCGCGCGCGGUCGCUCGUGCCCAGGGCCGCCCCUGCGUGUAGCCGAGAGGAGCCCUCGGGCGUCGCCUUCUCGGCGGUGUCUCGGGUGCAGCCCGCCCCGGGCCCCCCCACCGAGGGGUGGGGGGCUGCCCCCCGCAGCGGCGAAGCCCACGGGGCGCUCAGCGCUCGGGCGUCGCCCGCAGGCCCCGAGGAGAAAGCCCCGGGGGCCGCCCGCGCGGGCGGGCCGAGCGGGAAGGUCGAGCCGCCGCUCCGCUGCCUCGACGGCUACCUCUGGGGCCUGGUGGGCCAGGGCGACCCCAAGUGCCUGGUGCCGCUCUGGCUGUUCCGGCGCUGGGCGCAGGCGGCGACGGCGGGCUUCUGCGCGCUGCUCUUCGGAGCGGCUGCCUUGGUGCUGCUUUCGGCGGCGUCCAGCAUGUCCGAGACGUCCGUGGAUUACACAGCUGGCGACGUGCAGAGGGAGUUCGUGCUCGAAGAGGGCAUCGACGGCGAGGCCCUGAUCUCGUACGAGCUGCCCGAUGUCCUCGUCAACCAGAAGCGCUUCGUGGAGAGCAAGGACAACUACAUCGUGGGCAGCACAAUCAGCCGCUACACCUGCGAGGACGCCGAGAUCGAGGACGUUGGGUGGCGCCGCUGCCCCAGCCCGCCCGGCUCCGAGGAGUGCGCCAGGUGGCGGGGCUGCCCGCACGGCCCAGACUGCCCUGGGGACGCCAUCCAGUCCGACCCGAUCCUGCGACGGGUAGCCAACACCUCGUCCUUCCGCCCCUGCGGGCUGGUGGCCCUCUCCAUGUUCACCGAUAGGUACCGGCUCGUCCGCCUCGAGGACGGGCUGGAGAUCAGCCUGACGGAGUCCGGCGUAGCACUCGGCAGCCAGGAUGACGUCUACGACGAGAGGGUGCUCCGCACCUCCGGCGGCGUGGGAGCUGGGGCCGAGCUGACGGUGGAGGGGGUCCCCAGCUGGCUGACGCUGGAGGACGGCUUCUACGAGCACUUCAAGGUGUGGAGCCGGCAGCCGGCGUCGCCCCGCGUCCGCAACUUGUGGGCCACGGUGCCGGACGGGCUCCGCUCGGGGAGGUACCGGCUGGAGUUCACCGAGAACUCCAGGGUGUGGACCGACGCCUGGAAGGUGCCCUUCAAGCGAGUUACCAUUUCGGAGGCCCACGUGCUCGGAAGCUCGGGCGCGUGCGUCUUCCUCGGGGGCCUUUGCCUCGGCAUCUGCUGCCUGGAGGCCAUCAUGACCUGCAUCUUCCUGUUCGCACCGAUGCUGGCGCCGAGGGCCAGCUUGCUCUGA
Prorocentrum cordatum is the source of this 1377-nucleotide messenger RNA. The record is from the annotation of a GenBank genome assembly. NCBI's taxonomy places the organism in Eukaryota, Dinophyceae, Prorocentrales, Prorocentraceae.